AUGGACAGCACAUUCGGUCCUCGGCUGUUGGGCCAUUUCGAUUUCACGCUUCUCUUUGAGCAUACCAUAUUUGAAAUCGUGCCCUCCUUGAUUCUCAUAUUCACUUUGCCCUUCUACGUGCACAAGAUCCUUACUUGCCAGCGCCUUGUGCGACCGGGCUGGCUUCUAUGGGCCAAGGCUACAGUUGCAGUUGGCAUGGCUGCUGUCCAACUAGCAAGCGUGAUAUUUUGGUUCAAAUCCCCCUUGGACUCGAGGGUCGCAGAAGCAGCCGCCAUCCUUUACUUUCUAGGCUCCAUUGGAGUUGUCAUCAUUACCUACGCCUCUCAUGCGUAUUUCCUUCAACCUGUCAUUUUUCUUGCUUCGUACCUGAAUGUGACGCUACUACUCGAUUUAGCAACCAUCUACACGUACUAUCACAGGACGGGUUUAGACACAAUUGCUUGUCUCACUUGCUUCCUCCCGGCCCUCAAAUUUCUUCUGCUCGUCUUGGAGGAAACCCCAAAGCGAUCCCUCAUUAUCGCCGAGAAUCGAAACCUGCUCGGUCGCGAAAUUACAGCAGGCUUCUGGAACAGAGCUACGUUUUUCUGGAUAAAUCCACUUCUUCUCUUCGGCUUUCGCCAUAUCAUCCAUAAUGGUGACUUGUCUGAUAUUGGAGAGCAAUUCGACUCAAAGCAUUUAUACCAGAAGCUGAAAGUAUCUUGGGAGAAGCAAAACCAAACUUCGAAGCAUGCUCUUCUCCGAGCUCUUAUUUUCUCUAUGCCGUGGCCUUUCAUUUUCGUUAUGCUUCCACGUCUCUUUCUUGUCGGCUUCAUCUUUGCCCAACCGUUUCUCUUGCAAGAUGUAGUCAGCUAUUCCUCGAGCGAGAUGACGCAGCCUGAUCACAUAUCGAAGGAGCAAGAAGCAACAUCGCUUGUUCUGGCGGCCGCACUCAUCUUCUGCGGCAAAGCAAUAUCAAGAACGUGGUUCAGUCACAUCAAAAACCAAAUCAUGGUCUGCAUUCGAGGAGCUCUGGCAUCAGCGGUAUAUGACAAAUCUCUUCGGUUGGGCGUAGCAGAAUCCGAAGAUUCUGCCACGGUCACAUUGAUAACCACUGAUAUUCCUGCCAUUGAAGCAGUCAUCUCACUGUUGUAUGAUGUCGUGGCCAUGAUCCUUGAGGUGGCUUUCGGCACCGCAGUACUUACUCUGUUUGUCGGUGCCGCUAGUGCUCUGGCCGUUCUAUGCACCCUUAUCGCGACCAUACUAUCCAGGCGGAUAGCCAAGCAAAUAAGCCUCACACGGAAGACAUGGAAUGAACGUAUCCACGAUCGCGUGGCUGCUACAUCCAAUAUACUGGCGCAGAUAAAGGACAUCAAAAUGACAGGCCUCGCACCAUCCAUGGGAAAGUAUCUGAAAAGCCUGAGAGCGAAAGAAAUAGAGGCAUCUCUGCACACCAGACAAGCAAACUGUAUCUCAUUUGGCCUCGGCGCAUUUGCGGACGCUAUGACGCCAGCUGCUGUUGUAGCUGGGGGUUUGUUUUGGACCAAGACCUUAGAGACUACGUCAACGGCUCGCUUCUAUGCCAUUCUUGCCGUGGUGACACUGCUCACUGAUCCUCUUACGAAUUUCAUUAUAUUGCUUCCGGGAUGGUCUGCUAGCUUUGCAUGCCUUUCUCGUAUCCAAAGCUACCUUACGCAAGAAGAGUUGCAAGACCCUCGACGUACCCGUGCAUCCGUUCACCAAGGUUCCCGUUGCUCCUCAAAUUCGAGAUCCGCGCGGCCACGGGAGGAUCUCAUCCACCUUCAAGGUGUCAAUGUCACACUGGACCUCACUGGCACUAUUUUGCGCAAUGCCUCAGUUGUUAUACGAUCUGGUGAGAUCACCAUGAUUGACGGCACUGUUGGAUGUGGCAAGUCGACACUGUUAAAUGUGAUGCUUGGCGAAAUGCCGUUGAGAAACGGUACUGCAACGCUCUCAACACGCUCGAUUGCCUUCGCGGGGCAGAAACACUGGCUACUGAACACGACAAUUCGUCUCAACAUCAUUGGACAUAAAGCCUAUGAUGCGGUUCUUUAUACACGGGUUGUACAUAUUUGCGACCUGGGUAUUGAUUUCGAGCAACUCCCCGACGGGGACGAAACUGUGGUUGGCAGUGGAGGUUGUCAGCUCAGUGGUGGGCAGAAACAAAGAAUUUCUAUUGCCCGUGCCCUGUACGUCGAAGCAAUCGUGACGAUAUUGGACGAUCCAUUCAGCUCGCUGGAUCUGGAGACCGCCUCAGUGAUUCGCCUCCGGCUCUUUGUGGACGGGCACGCCACACUCGAUGGAAGAUCGUUGGUUAUGACCACAAGCAUGAAGCAGCAUCUAGUGGACGCCAAUACUAUCUAUCGCGUUCAAUCUAAUGGCUUUGUCGUGCAACUAACGCAAGAACAGGUAGACGCGGAGCUAGAAGAGCUGGCGAGAAACCAUCGAGCUGGAGUGGUCUCUUCCGCUGAAACCGAUGCAAUUUCUGUGGCGUCUGUUGAACCACCUGAAGUCGUGUCGGCUACUGGCAAUGACGCUGACAAUCAGCAAGAAGGUACAUCCAAGAAAUACAGCAGUUUCUCUGUUUAUAAGUAUUUCCUGCAACCGGCAGGCAUUGUCGCUGUUAUCAUUUGGUUGGUACUCAACGGCUUCGCCUCGGCCUCCGAAACAAUGCCGAAUGUUUAUAUUCGGAUAUGGCUUGAGACAAAUCCCACUGACUAUCGGUACUACAUUGGGUAUGCGCUGGUUUGUCUUGCACACCCGAUACUUAAUGUUGCGAAUGCUGCGUUUUUUUUCUGGUUUAUCAACACCCCAACGAUCACUAAGUUGCACGACAAUCUUGUCGAUGCUACCUUGGGGGCGACUUUCACGUUCCUCGCAGAGGAAGACAUCGGGUCUAUCUUGAAUAGAUUUAGUUCCGACAUGAAUUUGGCAACACAGAGAAUCCCGGGCCUGAUUCUGCCUACUGUAUGGCGCGCUUACACAGUUGUGAUGGAUAUUGCCAUUAUCAGCUCUGGAGCUUCUUAUGCAGCACCGAUUAUCCCAUUCUUCAGCUUGCUCAUUAUUGCCGUUCAGCAAUUUUACUUGUCAACAUCUCGACAGCUUCGCGCUUUAGAACUCGACACCACGAAAAUAUUAGUUCGUCACCUUAUUGAGAGCGCCGCCGGCAUCACGCAUAUCCGUGCGUUCUGCUGGCAAGGGGAGGUUAUGAAUGAGUUCUUCGCUUUGUUGGACAUUGCACAACGACCGUUCUACCUACUAUACUGCGUCCAGCAAUGGCUUGAGUGUGUACUCGACCUCUCCACUGCUGGCGCGGCGAUUCUUGUAGUCACGUUCGCGGUGAAAUUCUCGAACACAGCCUCGGCCAACUCUAUGGGCUUAGCAUUUCUCAGCCUGAUUGGAUUCAGCAACACUGUUGGGGAAUGGGUGAAAUCGUCUGUGGCUAUGGAGACAGCCUUCGGGGCUGUUGCACGCAUUCGCGCUUACUCCGAAGCAGCUCCCAAGGAGAAAUAUAAAGAUGACAAGGGGCCGGUGUCCGCAAGUUGGCCUCCCCAAGGUGUUUUAGAGCUAAAUUGUGUGUCCGCAGUUUAUGGAAACCAAGAGCCAACCCAAGCUGCUCAGAUCGACAAUCUCACUGUCACUAUUCAGCCUGGUCUGGGCGGACUUGGUAUUACUGGUCGAACUGGAAGUGGCAAGACGACAAUAUUACUGAGCGUUCUCAAUCUGAUCAACUACAAGGGAACAAUUUGCAUUGACAACCGCGAAAUUCGCACAGUCUGCCCGGACUUCCUACGUUCACAGGUUACCACUAUCACGCAGGGUGGUAUAUACUUGCUCGGUUCGGUGAAAUUCAAUCUCGACCCAUUCGACGCUUCGCUGCGCCCGCCUACGUGCAUUGUAACCAAUGCUAUGUGUGAGGCUAUGCUGCACAGGGUUGGGCUCUGGGGUAUCAUUAGCGCACGUGGAGGCUUGACAGCUCGGAUGAAAGAUAUGAGGCUUUCGGGGGGGCAGCGUCAGCUGUUUCAGUUUGCGCGCGCCAUGUUGCACCAUCAAACAAUGAGAACAAAGAUUGUUUUGAUGGACGAGCCAACAUCGAGCCUGGAUGAGGAGACAGAAGCUCGGAUCGUCACCAUCCUUAGCACCGCAUUUGCUGGAUGUACUAAAGUGGUCAUUUCUCACCGAGCAACAGCUCUGAAUAGCACCGAUUCUAUCAUAAAGAUGAACGCGGGCCGAGCCCAGCUCGUCAGGUAG
This is a messenger RNA of Akanthomyces muscarius, 4248 nucleotides long. RefSeq lists its product as uncharacterized. NCBI's taxonomy places the organism in Eukaryota, Fungi, Ascomycota, Sordariomycetes, Hypocreales, Cordycipitaceae. The transcript is spliced from 11 exons. The record is from RefSeq and is a predicted model, not a curated record. Gene Ontology annotation, molecular function: ATP binding; ABC-type transporter activity; ATP hydrolysis activity. Gene Ontology annotation, cellular component: membrane. The coding region runs from base 1 to 4248 and encodes 1415 amino acids. Gene Ontology annotation, biological process: transmembrane transport.